CAUGUCAAAACUUAUCGGCUUAACACAUUGGUUACUCAUAUUAACGAUACUCAUUAGCGAAGAAUUAGUCGAAGGAAGAAAGAUUCCAAAUUCGGUGAACAGAGCAAUAAUCAAAACUAUCAAGGUUAAAAGUGGUGAAAUUAUCGACUGCUAUGAUAUCUACAGACAACCUAGUCUUAAUCAUUCAUUGCUUCGUAAUCAUACCAUACAGAUGCAACCAAGUUUUGAUCCGAAAGAUAUGAAAUCAGAUAAUUUGGGAACACUUCAACUCAAACAAACUUGGCAUGAUUUUGGAUCAUGCCCGAAAGAAACUAUCCCUAUAAGGAGGAAAAUGAAAAAUUACAAUCCAACAUUUUUGCGUAAGCGUCAUCGUACAAAGCUAUCUCAUUAUAAUAGGACUCCUAAUGCAUCACAACCAAGCAAUUUCGUAGACCUUCACGAGUAUGCAACAGUUGAGGCACGUGGAAAUUUUCUAGGAGCACAAGCAAAAAUAAAUCUUUGGAAACCGGUUAUUGAAAUGUCAGCCGAAAUAAGUAUAUCUCAAAUCUGGGUUACAGCCGCUGAAGGAAAAGAAACUAUUGAAACUGGAUGGAUGGUCAACCGACCUUUAUAUGGAGAUUAUGAGACCAGAUUUUUCAUAUACUGGACGGACACAAACUUAUUCUGUUAUAAUGACCUAUGUCCUGGUUUUGUGCACACAUCGUCAAGUAUCGGCCUUGGUUGCAGUUUCACUGAGUUAUCAACUUUCAAUGGAGACCAAAAGGACGCCCUCUUCAGCAUUCACAAGGAUCAAAGUAGUGGACAUUGGUGGAUACAAUUACAAGGAGAAUCAGUUGGUUAUUAUCCAAGUUCUCUCUUCACUGAAUUAUCAAACAAAGCAACAACAAUACAAUGGGGUGGAGAAAUAGUUAAUGCCAAAAGUAAAGGGCGGCAUACUGCGACUCAAAUGGGUAGCGGUCAUUUCCCUUCGGAAGGUGGUUUGAAAACGUCGAGUUAUUUUAAUUGGGUUCAAGUGGUUGAUGAAAAUAACAUGAGCAUGGACCCUAAAGAUUUUGACUUAGAAGCUACAAAUCCAAAUUGUUAUGAUUUGAAGGUUGACGACAGCCAUCGUGAUACAAAUGGCUUCGGUUUUUAUUAUGGAGGUCCUGGCUACAAUGAUAAAUGUCCAUGAUUUUCUACAUGGUCUAAAAAAUAAUUUUUUUA
This is a messenger RNA of Papaver somniferum (opium poppy), 1203 nucleotides long. RefSeq lists its product as uncharacterized. The coding region runs from base 2 to 1171 and encodes 389 amino acids. NCBI's taxonomy places the organism in Eukaryota, Viridiplantae, Streptophyta, Magnoliopsida, Ranunculales, Papaveraceae. The record is from RefSeq and is a predicted model, not a curated record. The transcript has 7 exons.